GGAGUUACAUAUUAUAUAUUAUAUAUCACAACUAUAUAUCAAUGGGUACCAUAUAUGUAUACAUCAUUUACGAUAAGACUUGUCAGCCUGCAAACGGUUUUCGUCGUCAACCGCGAGUCAUUCAUCGAUCGGGUCUCUCCUUUUUAACACGRCUUGGCCCCGCCUCCGUCACACGACUCCUGCAGGAGGCAGACGCGGAUUACGCGCGCGCGUGACGCCGGCGCCGACGCACAUACUCGGACCAGAGUCGUACUUACACGAGUUUCACGUGAGUGUGUGUGCGUGCAGAAAUAUGGUCAGAUCAUAUUAAUAAUUACGGCGCAAGUCUAAUGGUGUGCGUACAUUGUUGGUGUAACGGUGGUGCGCCGGACAUCGCUGGCAGCAACAGCAACAACAACAACAAUAGUGCGCGCGCUAUUUCUAGGUGUUGAUAAAACAUUACAAUAAUAACAAUAAUAUAAAAGUGCACGUAUGUAAUAUUGUGUAUCGAUGUGAUUUACUGAUAUAUAAGAAAUUCUGUAUACGGCAGCAAACACUAAACGAGCACGAUAUCACGUAUUUGCGUGCGUACAGAUAAUUAUUUUAUUAAAUCAGAUAUAAGAAGGUACUUCGAGGUGUAUAGAUAUUUGCGGUGUGGUUGAUCGUCAUCGCAACUGAAAUUCUUCGAAAUGGAUGAGAACCUGAGCAGGGGCUACGUAGCCCUGGGCAAACGCGGCAAUGUCUGUCCGCUGGCUACGCCUCCGGUAGACAAAAUAGGCAAGACUUACAUGGCCAUGGUGCUGGCGGGCGCUGGUUUUCUGUUUCCAUACAACAGUUUUGUCAUGGCUGUCGAUUACUUUCAAACCAAAUACCCUGUUUCGAUGGUAGUUUUCGACAUGACGAUUGUGUAUAUCAUGGUGGCGUUUGUUGCUGUACUCACCAACAAUCUGCUCGUCGAAACUCUGUCUUUCACUUGUCGCAUCAAUAUUGGUUAUGGACUGACGAUUUCGAUGCUAUUGUUUGUGGGCGCUGUGGAAAUUUUGUGGGAGGAACUAUUCACACUGGAUACGUCAUAUUGUCUUAACUUGGUAGCCAUUGGACUCAUUGCAUGGGGCGCGACAAUCCAACAGUCCAGUUUUUAUGGAUACACAAGUAUACUGCCUAUAAAAUAUACGCAGGCYGUCAUGAUUGGAGAAAGUGCUGCUGGGCUUUGGGUGUCUAUCAACAGAAUAUUCACGAAAAUGUUGACAAAGGACUUGCGAGUAAGCACGUUCAGUUUCUUCGUGAUUAGUCAUCUGGUAGUGAUGACGUCUUGCGUGUUGUUCCAAAUAGUGCAAUCGUCUGAUUUCGUAAAAUUUUACAUUGCCAGGAGUGAAGAAUCGAAGAAAAAGAUUUCAUUGGAACCAACAGAAGAAUACAUCGAUUCCGAACAAUCCCAACCAGAACCAUUUGCUGAAACUAGUUUGAGCACAGGAAAAAUAUUUAAAGACGAAAAUGCAUUUAGCUUUGCAAAUCCCAUGUAUGAUCCAAACGCGAAUAGCGUGCCAACGUAUAAAGUUGAAGACGUUAUGGUACACGUGGAAACAGGAAGUUCUUUUAAGCUACGAAAAUCCACCUUGUCCGGAUUUUGGRAUUCAUUUAAGAGCGGAUAUAAGUUGAGAAAAGAAGUGUCAAAGAUCAUAUGGAAACAAAUGUUGGCGAUUUUCCUAUGCUACUUCGUGACUUUAAGCAUAUACCCGGGAGUACUUUCCGACCUAGUCAGUCCAAGAUUUGGCACGUGGAUGCCCGUACUCGUGAUGACUGUAUUCAACUUAUUUGACCUUAUGGGGAAGUUACUGGGAGCUUAUUCGUACGAACGGUGGGAUGACAAAAUACUGAAGAGCACCAAAAACCGUCUGUUCAUGAUUCCCGCCAUUAUGGUAAUCGUAUUUGUUCAACAUCCAUUCCACACGAAAAUCAUCAGUGAAUUCAUGAUUGUCUUGCAAACGGCCGUGCUCGGUGUAACCAAUGGCAUCACCGGYAGYGUUCCAAUGAUAUUUGCGCCGGCAAAGGUCGUUGAAGAACGACGCGAACUUGCUGGUAAAUAUAAAAUAUCGUUGAAUAAGGACUUUUUUUUAAGUCAGAUUAAACUAUCAAACUCCUAA
Molecule: messenger RNA, 2123 nt
Organism: Diuraphis noxia (Russian wheat aphid)
Lineage: Eukaryota; Metazoa; Arthropoda; Insecta; Hemiptera; Aphididae
Gene: Ent3
Product: equilibrative nucleoside transporter 3
Biological process (GO): nucleoside transmembrane transport
Cellular component (GO): plasma membrane
Molecular function (GO): nucleoside transmembrane transporter activity; monoamine transmembrane transporter activity
Source: RefSeq, a predicted model, not a curated record